CGGCCCGGGCGGCGGCCGGGUGGGGAUCCGCAGGCCUCCCGGGCGCGCGCGUCCCCCCCUCGGCGGCGCGCACGGGGCUCGGGCGGCGGCGGCGGCGGCAGCAGGUGGAGCCGGAGCCUCCGCGCAGCCGAGCCGCGGCCCCGCGGCGUCGCCGCCAUUAGACAAUAGCGCGGCGGCCGGGCGCGCGGGAAGCGGGGCCCGGGGCGCGCCGGCCGGCGCGGGAGGGGGCGCAGGAAGCGGGCGCGGCCGGGCGCGGAGGCGGCGGCCGGGAGCUGCCGAUCGGCGCCGGGACAAAGGCGCGGCCGCCCGGCGCCCGAGCUCCGAGCGGGCGCAGCCCGGGCGCAGCGCGCCCCCCGCCGCCCUGACAUGAUGUUCCCCCAAAGCCGGCACUCGGGCUCCUCGCACCUUCCGCAGCAGCUCAAGUUCACCACCUCCGACUCCUGCGACCGCAUCAAAGACGAGUUCCAGCUGCUGCAGGCCCAGUACCACAGCCUGAAGCUGGAGUGUGACAAGCUGGCCAGUGAGAAGUCUGAGAUGCAGCGCCAUUACGUGAUGUACUACGAGAUGUCCUACGGCCUGAACAUCGAGAUGCACAAGCAGGCUGAAAUCGUCAAGAGACUCAACGGCAUCUGCGCCCAGGUCCUGCCCUACCUGUCCCAGGAGCACCAGCAGCAGGUCUUGGGAGCCAUCGAGAGGGCCAAGCAGGUCACGGCGCCUGAGCUCAACUCCAUCAUCCGACAGCUCCAGGCGCACCAGCUGUCGCAGCUCCAGGCCCUGGCGCUGCCCCUGACGCCCCUGCCCGUGGGGCUGCAGCCGCCGUCGCUGCCGGCCGUGAGCGCGGGCACCGGCCUGCUGUCGCUGUCGGCGCUGGGCUCGCAGGCGCACCUCUCCAAGGAGGACAAGAACGGCCACGACGGGGACGCGCACCAGGAGGACGACGGGGAGAAGUCGGAUUAGCGGCGGCGGCCGGCGGGAGGCGGGAGGGGACGGCGCGGGCCGGCCGGCGCGCACGGUGCCGCUGAGUGGCCGGCGCGGCUCGCACGGCCCGCCCCGCCGCAUUGAUGGGCGCGCCCGCCGCGCAGCCCCCUGGCUUCGCCCCCGCCCAGCCGGCCCCCUUCCUGCCCCGCAGCCUGAACAGGUGACACCCGCCCAGGUGGGCCACGCCGAGGGCUGGAGGGCAACCGGGGGACCAGGUCCGCGGGGAGCAGAACCUCAAGAAACCCACACUCCCAGCACCCCUCCCGCACACGCCACCGCCGCCCACCCCGGCACUGCAUGCGACACCUCCCGCCCGGGCACCCAGUGGCCCAGGACCCACCUGCUCCUCCUCCGCCUCCGCCUCCCCCGCCAGUUCCAGACGCCCCCAGCCACCUGGUCCCCUCCCGUCGCCCCCGAGGGGGCGAAGCGCAGAGAGCUUAGCGGGACACGCAGGGUGGGGGCGGCCCAGGACUUCCCUUCUCCCCUUCCCGAAUAAAGAUGAGGGUACUAACGUCG
Molecule: messenger RNA, 1494 nt
Organism: Sciurus carolinensis (gray squirrel)
Lineage: Eukaryota; Metazoa; Chordata; Mammalia; Rodentia; Sciuridae
Gene: Tle5
Product: TLE family member 5, transcriptional modulator
Exons: 7
Coding region: 367-957 (196 amino acids)
Biological process (GO): regulation of DNA-templated transcription; negative regulation of canonical Wnt signaling pathway
Cellular component (GO): nucleus; transcription regulator complex
Molecular function (GO): protein binding; transcription corepressor activity
Source: RefSeq, a predicted model, not a curated record